GGUGGUGGACGGCGACGUGGUGCCGGACGACCCCGAGAUCCUGAUGCAACAGGGCGAGUUCCUCAACUACGACAUCCUCAUCGGCGUCAACCAGGGCGAGGGGCUGAAGUUCGUGGAGGACUCGCUGGAGAGCGAGGACGGCAUCUCCGCCUCCUACUUCGACUUCACCGUCUCCAACUUCGUGGACAACCUCUACGGGUACCCCGAGGGGAAGGACAUCCUCCGCGAGACCAUCAAGUUCAUGUACACGGACUGGGCCGACCGGGACAACGGGGAGAUGAGGCGGAAGACGCUGCUGGCCCUCUUCACCGACCACCAGUGGGUGGCCCCGGCGGUGGCCACGGCCAAGCUCCACGCCGAGUACCAGUCGCCCGUCUACUUCUACACCUUCUACCACCACUGCCAGACGGACGCGCGGCCCGAGUGGGCGGACGCGGCCCACGGGGACGAGAUCCCCUACGUCUUCGGGGUGCCCAUGGUGGGCGCCACCGACCUCUUCCCCUGCAACUUCUCCAAGAAC
Molecule: messenger RNA, 520 nt
Organism: Leptosomus discolor (cuckoo roller)
Lineage: Eukaryota; Metazoa; Chordata; Aves; Leptosomiformes; Leptosomidae
Source: RefSeq, a predicted model, not a curated record